This is a messenger RNA of Aspergillus chevalieri, 708 nucleotides long. RefSeq lists its product as uncharacterized. NCBI's taxonomy places the organism in Eukaryota, Fungi, Ascomycota, Eurotiomycetes, Eurotiales, Aspergillaceae. The coding region runs from base 1 to 708 and encodes 235 amino acids. The record is from RefSeq and is a predicted model, not a curated record. The transcript has 2 exons.
AUGUUUGAUGAUGCUGCGAAAGGAAUGCCAUGCCUUUUCAAAUCUUUCUGUUACAUCUUGUCGAAUUUUACGACAGCUCGACUAGAAUCCAACUACUACAUUGAGGAUCUCUUGCCUGAUCCAAAAACUCUCCUGACACUCCCCCUUCUCAGCCAACUGUCGAGCAUCCUCCAUGAUAACAUCUGCUGGGAGGAUUUCAAGCAACUCCAUUUCUACAAACCAGACAGUAACCUUGCUGAAGCCACUAUUGUUGCCAACAAUAUCACCUCAGUCCAUGGUGUGGCUGUCCUUCUCGUCUCCGGAAAGAUAGUUAAGACCGGCGAAGAUGCCAUCUUUGGAGCCUUUAUUCCUGAGCCGUCCAAGGAUGGGAGCAACAUCCAACCACGAGAUGAGGACCGUGAUGAUCUGUUCUCUUGCUUUCUAUUUGAGCUAAGUCCCGUACAUGAUGUGUCUUGGGGAAAUGUUGGACGACCUGGGUGGUCAGUAACCGGGAAUGAUGAACUCUGCUUUGGAGAAAACGGCAACGGUGCGGCCUUGGUGCUUGGGAAGAGUUUGGAGACAGCCAGUUUAAUCCGGAAUGUGGAACAACAGGAUCCGGUAUUUAUUGCUAAUGCAUGGAGAGGGAAUGGUUCUAUGCAGCUGGAUGUCGAGGCGAUUGAGGUGUGGGCUGAGUUAUCCCCAGAUCAAGACAAAUAUGAGUAUGAUUAG